AUACCGCAAAUGAAUUCAGGAGCUAGUGGCCCAUUUUUCACAACCUCAACGGGCCUUGUAGAUAGCGUAGAUAAAAAACUAGUGGUGGUUCUACGUGAUGGCCGCAAACUCAUAGGCAUUCUACGAUCUUUCGACCAAUUUGCAAACUUGGUUUUACAAGAUACCAUUGAAAGAAUAUAUGUGGGUAACUGUUACGGCGAUAUACCUCGUGGCAUAUUUUUAAUUCGAGGAGAGAACGUUGUUCUUUUGGGAGAAAUCGAUCCUGAAAGAGAAGACUUCACAAACUUACAACAAGUGCCAGUUGAGGAUAUCCUCGUUGCACAGCGCGAGGAAUUGGAAUCAAAGCAGAAGCGGGAAAAAAUCAAGAACCAAACAUUGCACGACCGAGGAUUCAGCGUAGAUUACAUGGAGACCGAUCUGUAUUAGCUUUCUUAUUACUACUACCCGUUUCCGUCUCCUUCAACCGAUUUUCUUCUAAUGUACAAUUUUUUUUUAUAUUUUUUUUGUCAUGUAUUGUUUUCAAAUGAAGCUGACGUUACAUUGGGAAUCGAGAACUGUUAUCGCAUAUGAUAUCAAUGUCGCCCAUCACAGUGUUCCAAACAUCUUGAUCUACCACUGACGGUGGUCCACUAUCAUCGGUGUUUGGAUGUUGCGCGAGUGUUGGGCUUAACUUUUCGACUUUGCUGUCUCUGGCUAAAUUAGGCGACGUGGGCGAGAUAGAUGUAUCUUGUAAGUCAAACGAGACGCAAGUGCAUAGAUCAAUGACAUGGCACAUGCAACCGUUUAUAGGAUUAGGUACUG
Messenger RNA from Umbelopsis ramanniana AG, 801 nucleotides. RefSeq lists its product as uncharacterized. The coding region runs from base 10 to 426 and encodes 138 amino acids. Gene Ontology annotation, molecular function: RNA cap binding. The transcript is spliced from 4 exons. Gene Ontology annotation, biological process: deadenylation-dependent decapping of nuclear-transcribed mRNA. Lineage: Eukaryota; Fungi; Mucoromycota; Umbelopsidomycetes; Umbelopsidales; Umbelopsidaceae. The record is from RefSeq and is a predicted model, not a curated record. Gene Ontology annotation, cellular component: P-body; Lsm1-7-Pat1 complex.